Saprolegnia diclina VS20 is the source of this 1067-nucleotide messenger RNA. RefSeq lists its product as hypothetical. The transcript has 9 exons. Gene Ontology annotation, biological process: nucleocytoplasmic transport; activation of GTPase activity. The record is from RefSeq and is a predicted model, not a curated record. Gene Ontology annotation, cellular component: nucleus; cytosol; perinuclear region of cytoplasm. NCBI's taxonomy places the organism in Eukaryota, Oomycota, Saprolegniomycetes, Saprolegniales, Saprolegniaceae. Bases 1 to 1032 code for a protein of 343 amino acids. Gene Ontology annotation, molecular function: small GTPase binding; GTPase activator activity.
AUGGAGCCGCCGGUCCCAACGCUGCUCGAGCUGGCGCUACGUGCGAUCGCCAACAACAUAUUCUGCUUUUACAAUUCUGCACUGCUGGACGAAGGCUCGUUGCCCGACGCCUUUCAGCAUCUCCUGCAUCGCUUCGACGUGGCGCACGCCCAAGGUCUUCGCGAUGGCAACUACCUCCGGGACAUUUGCAAGCGGCAAGUAACGAAGCUUGGCGCGUUCAAGAUGCUUGCUACUAUCUACGAGCAGCUACUAUGGGGUCCCAAGCAUUCGUGGACGCCCGAUGAAAUUGAGUACUUUGGCUUGUCUGGAUUGGUUGCUAUCGGCUUGGCCACGUCUGUGAACCCCAGCCCCGCAUCCGCGACCGCUCAUGACGACGAUGGCGCCAUGAUCGAGGUCGACCAAACCUUUGCCUCGGAUCGCCGCGUCCUCGAUAUCCCUAUAACAGAGCCAACGGUCACGGUCCAAACCAUGACGGUCGUCGCCAAGAGUCUCGAGCCGCUGACGAAUGUGUUUGCACACGCGAUAGCCGAUAUUCUCUUGCGCUACGAUCAGCUCGUUGAGAUUCGGCUUGUGUCGUGCCUCUUGGGCCCAGCGGGUGUCGUGCUUCUCGCCGCCAGCGCCGCCACGUCCAAGUCGCUCCGGGUCCUCGACUUGAGCAACGACUGGACCGAGCACGAUGCGAGCUGCGACAACGUGGUUGGCAGCCACGGCGCGAUCGCAGUCGCGUCGGCCAUCUCCACGGCACCGUCCUUGACCAAGGUGGCUCUCAAUGGCACGCGACUUGGAUACAAAGGCGGGUGUGCGCUGGCAGUUGCUAUCGGCCACUCGCGUUCGCUUCGGUGCUUGCAUCUCCGUCGCUGCCAAAGCGUCGCCCGCGCCGCGCCAGCGCUGCUUGCCGCCUACAACGCCUCCCCUUCGCUUGCUGAUUUGGACAUGGAGUGGUGUCGACUGCCAGCCGGUCUCGGUGUCCAGCUGCUUGAUCUGCGCGGCCGACGUCAGGCCUCGGCCCCCGAGACGGCGGCAACUAACUAACAAAGACAAUAUUAUACAACACCUAUUUGCAUGUC